CUUCAGAAUCGACCCCACUGUCAAACACUGACGGUCAAUUACUUUUGGUUUAUAAUAUUUUACAAUCUAAUAUUCUAAUUAAAUUAUUAAACGAACACGUUGAAAUGUGUGACAAUAGAUUUUUAAUAGUUUAAAUUAAUUUGAUUGAUAUGUCGUGUACUUAUAUGCAGCAGCUCGUUUAUACUGCCACACAUUAAGUUUUUGUAACAUAAUGCCCAACAAAGACAGAAUGAAUUUUAUGGCGAGGCAUUCGGCAUUCAGCCCAUACCGGCUGAUGCGAAGAGAGACUGGAUUCGGGACGCCCAUUGGAGCUGGAGAUGCUAUGGCACGAAGCCUUUAUUGUGGCAUGAAACCGAUAGCAUCCUGGGACUGCGAGCAAGCCAACGCACUUCCCACUGGUGGGGUCUUCAACCUUGAGUUUUCCCCGGAAGGUACAUUAUUAGUAGCUGCAUGUGAGAAGAAAUCCAUACAAAUAUUUGACCCACUGACACAUCAGAGGAUUCAUUCAGUGAAUGCUGCACACUCAGAUUGUGUGAACUGUGUUAAAUUUCUAGACGGAAGAAUGUUCGCCACAUGCUCAGACGAUACCACAAUAGCAUUAUGGGAUAUAAGGAAUAUGAAGAAAAAAAUACGCUCACUGAGCGGUCACACGUCGUGGGUGAAAAAUAUAGAGUUCUCAUUCAAAGACAAGCUUCUAGUCACGUCGGAACUGAACGGCAGUAUUUACACAUGGGAUAUUAAUUCUUAUACAGAAUGUAAUCUGGUGUACCAAAGAGUAUUUCACGCGUCCGGCCUGAUGCGGUGUCGGCUGUCGCCGGAUGCUCGGCAAAUGGUUAUGUGUACGACGGGCGGUCUCCUCGUCAUUAUUCACAACUUGAAUCUGUCCACUUUAGCACAAGAUUUGCACGGAUUUAAGCCAAACCUGUACCGGUUAAUGCAGACGAGCCACCAGUUGAUACCAAUCGCGGCUCUAUACGACCAUUUGUUUGAUGAGAAACGAAAGGAGAACCGUAUAGAGUUCGUAUCGGACUUCCCAGAUGGGAACGACGCUAAGGUCGUGAGUUCGCUGCAGAUACAUCCUCUAGGCUGGAGUGCAUUAAGUAGAAAUAUUAGCCACGACGACAGAUCUGAAUGGUCGUGCAUCCACGACAUCCAGGCGAGCGGCGAGCCGUCGGACAAGUCGACGCGAGACUGGCGGCGCGCGCAGGCGCCGCCGCCGCCGCGCCGGCCGCCGCCGCGCCGCUCGCUGCGCCGCCCGCGCCCGCGCGUCGCGCGCCCGCUGCGCCCGCAGACCUCCGUCACGCCCGCCGGCGAGGCCCCAUCUUCAUCAGACCGUCAAAUAGAAAGAGAUAGCGAUAGAGAGGAGGAGCCCGAAGCUGGUCCUAGCACUUCACGAAUAGAACCGCCCAGCCCAAGUAACGGGUCUUCAUCUACUGCCACUUCUUCGAGGCUCGGUGGUGGAUUAUCAAGUAUUCAAAAUGAUGUGUGGGAGGCAUCAAUAACUAUCAAACAACAUAGGGUAUUACAGGAAUUAUACAGCAGGGGCGUGGGACGGAACUUUAACAUGCAGCGCAUCAUGGGCAUCAACACGGGCAUCGCGCCGCCGACGGCCAUGAGACCGCGAGCGCUGCGCGGCGCCGUGGCGCGUCUGCUGCCGCACGCGCACCACCCACACCUCGCGCCGCACGCCGAUCUCAGUCCCGUGUCGUUACCGUCGACGUCGGGGGAGACACCAUCCGGGGAGCGCGCGAACUCGUGUGACGACGAAUGGGAAACAAGACACUACAUCAGACAAAACAGAGACAGGCUUCUUUAUUAUAUAGAAGAGACCAAUGAAGGCAAAGGAUUUAUCAAGGAAUUAUGUUACUCGGCUGACGGUCGACUAGUCUGCUCACCUUUCGGUCGGGGGAUGAGGCUCCUAGCACUGAAUGAGAAUUGCAGCGAACUAUCUCACUGCGUACAAAACAACAAUGGACCCAAACCAAUGGUGGAUGUAGGACAAAGCCUAGGUAUACAUCAAGACUUAGUAGUGAGCUCUAAAUUCAACCCUAGGUAUCAUAUGCUGGUCACGGGCUGUCUCGAGGGAAAAAUAGUUUGGUAUGAACCUUACAGUGGAGAGGCAAUGUAUUAGUUACUUAAUAAAAUUAGUUAUCACGUACACACAUGAUUUUAUUAAUUGAAUCCAAAAUAAUCAAAAUAUGUGUACGGAAAUUUUGUUUAAAUGUGAAAAUUAUUUGACAAAUUUUGAUGAAAUUUUCUAAUAUAAUAGGAAAAUGAAAACUGAAGGGAACAUGUGGAGUUGAUUUGUACUGCCAUAUAUAAUCGAUCUAGUCGGUUUAAUGUUAUCAACUACAAUGUAUGGAAUAAAAAGAAGUUAACUUGUUAA
Messenger RNA from Galleria mellonella (greater wax moth), 2386 nucleotides. RefSeq names its product DDB1- and CUL4-associated factor 10. Lineage: Eukaryota; Metazoa; Arthropoda; Insecta; Lepidoptera; Pyralidae. Gene Ontology annotation, cellular component: Cul4-RING E3 ubiquitin ligase complex. Gene Ontology annotation, molecular function: protein binding. The transcript is spliced from 11 exons. The record is from RefSeq and is a predicted model, not a curated record. The coding region runs from base 212 to 2131 and encodes 639 amino acids.